Rana temporaria (common frog) is the source of this 1986-nucleotide messenger RNA. RefSeq names its product glycoprotein-N-acetylgalactosamine 3-beta-galactosyltransferase 1-like. Gene Ontology annotation, cellular component: membrane. The record is from RefSeq and is a predicted model, not a curated record. Gene Ontology annotation, molecular function: N-acetylgalactosaminide beta-1,3-galactosyltransferase activity. Lineage: Eukaryota; Metazoa; Chordata; Amphibia; Anura; Ranidae. The coding region runs from base 801 to 1763 and encodes 320 amino acids. The transcript has 4 exons.
CUCAACAAAAGUGGAGUUACUCCUUAAUGGCAUGCUCACCAACUAGAUUUUACUGAGGAAGAGACUCAUGUCUCUUCUGCAAUAUCAUUUUUUUCUGCCUGCCAGCAAUUUUCCUCUAGCUGUACACUGAGCUGUGCAUGUGUAGCACAUCAUACAAUCUUUCCAUGCCUUCAUUGCAUAAAGCGGAGUUACAUCAUUCCAGGCUGGCUGAUCAAUCAAUAUAACUGAAGAUGUUGGACCUACAAGGAGACUGGAAAAAUAUGUCAGCGGCUGUGACAGAGUGAAUGGGAGAUUAUGGAUGUUGCAUCACUGGAGGGGGGCGCUGUUUAUACUUGAAGGACAUGGGAAAAGCCCUCCCACCAAGUUGCAGACUUUAGUUCUGCUCCGAGAUGAUGAAAAAUAAACCCAUAUUUAAAAAAUGUCUUAAAAUGAUAAUUGCCUGGCUGUCUCUGAGUUCAGUACUUGCAGAAUAUGGACAGUUUAGACUUACAUGGAUGCAUCCUUGUUUGUAUUGGAACCCAGAAAGCUAGAGACAAGGUGGUCCAGGCAUAGAGGGGCAGAUACUUUGUAAUGUAAUGUUUGUAUAUGAUUUCAUGCAAGAAAGGACAUUUCAGAACACCUGAGCUCCCAUUCUGGGUGUGUCUUCAGUAAGUGACAGCCUGUGCAAGCUCAUUCAUUGCCAUUAUCUGCAAAGGUAGACGAGGCUCUAGUCAUUAUCAACAAAUAGAUUAACCAAGGGAAAAGGCUUUUCCGUUCUAAAGCUAACAUAUGCACCUGGCAGUGGUUUGUAUAAAUAAGCAAUGACUUGUGCUAAUAUUAAGAUGUCAUGGAUGCCUUACACUUUGGGCUUCAUCGUGGGCUUUUUCAUAACAUUCUACUGGACUAGUGAGAAAUUUGACAUGGGUACACUUUUUCUAUUCAAUCCAACACUGGAUUGGAAAUCAAUGACAAAUUUCACUCCAAAACAAGAUAGCAGCGUGAGUGAAGAGCUUUCACAUAAAAUACGAGUGUUGUGUUGGAUCAUGACAUCGCCAGAUCGCUUACAGACUAAAGCCAUCCACCUGAAGAACUCCUGGACUCGUCACUGUAAUAAGAUUUUAUUCAUGAGCUCCACUACUGAUAAGAUCUUCCCCACUAUUGGUCUAGACACCCAAGAAGGAAGGGACCAUCUCUACUGGAAGACCAUCCGUGCCUUCCAGUAUAUAUAUGAACAUCACUUCCAUGAAGCUGACUGGUUUUUGAAGGCAGAUGAUGACACUUAUGUUGUGGUGGACAAUUUACGAAGGAUGCUUUCAAAUUAUACACCUGACCAACCAAUAUAUUUUGGCAAACGUUUCAAACCUUUUGUCAAGCAGGGCUACAUGAGCGGUGGAGCUGGUUAUGUACUCAGCAAAGAAUCUUUGCAACGCUUUAUAGAGGGGUUUCGCAAAGGGGUUUGCUCUCACAAGUCCCCUGUGGAGGAUCUGGAACUGGGCCAGUGUAUGGAGAAUAUGGGGGUUAUAGCUGGAGAUACCAGAGACAGUGAAAAUAGAGAGAGUUUCCACCCAUUCACACCUGAAUAUCAUUUGUUUGGCCAUUUUCCUGAAAAUACUGUGUAUUAUCAUUACUCUUAUUACCAUAUCAUAGAGGGUCCCCAGUGCUGCUCAGACCUGGCCAUAUCUUAUCAUUAUGUGAAUGCAGAACUCAUGUACACCUUGGAAUAUUUCACCUACCACCUUAGAGCGUAUGGAUACCAGUACCGUUAUCAGCCAUCACUACAAUAAAGACUACUUCAGUGUUAUAGUUCAAAUGUGACUGAAGCAGGAAAUAUUUCUUUAUCAUGUUCAAUUACAAAGAAAUGAAAAACACAUUUUUCCUUACUAUCCCCCCAAUUGAUGUAAACUGGUCGUCUGAUCCACAGUAUUAUACAGGGUCACGUGAUAACACUAAAGCCCUGUACACAUGAUCGGUCCAAUCCGAUGAAAAUGGUCUGAUGGACGGUUUUCA